Messenger RNA from Mizuhopecten yessoensis (Yesso scallop), 7105 nucleotides. RefSeq lists its product as uncharacterized. NCBI's taxonomy places the organism in Eukaryota, Metazoa, Mollusca, Bivalvia, Pectinida, Pectinidae. The transcript has 15 exons. The record is from RefSeq and is a predicted model, not a curated record. The coding region runs from base 64 to 2448 and encodes 794 amino acids.
CAGGGUGGACUUCGGUACGGGAGCAACAAGCAGAUUGCAGAAUAGGAAAUAAAUGUUUUAGAAAUGGCAUCGUCUCCACAAGGUAUAUACACUCGCCUCAAGACCAGAAUGAAAAAUGCAUAUUACACCGACAACACGGUCAAUAAUCUCGAGAACUUCAGAACUGAGGCUUCAGCCUUUCUAUCUGGUCCAGGUGAAUAUGAAGACCUCCCCUUUCUAAAGAUAUGUGAGAAUUUGGAAGGACACGGAGAUAUUGGCUGGGAUAAGCUCGAGAAUCUAAAAACACUUGUACAAAGUACGACUGGAGGAAAAGAGCAACUUCUUCAUAUGAUUAACGAGGCUGAAAGAGAAAUACAUGAGAGUUUGUCAGGUUUAGGGAGCCGUUUGCCACCGGAGAGGGAUGCACUGAAACCGAGAAUGAAAGGUGAGGAAAUGGUAGUGUAUAUGGAAAAAGAUGUGAUAAAGGAAGCUAAAAAAACAGACGAGGCCUACUACCAAUGUAUUGCCAAAGCUAUUGAAAUAGAAGUUAAAGGCAAAGCUGUUCCAUUAGAAGUGGAUUCGGAUGAGGAGAGAGGAAGCAAUAUCCAUGGAACACAUCGAUCUCACUCUUCAGCAUCUUCAGGAACAGGAGUGUCGCACAAUAAUAGAAACAGCAAAUCGAGCUCUCGUUCACAGGACAAGCACAGUUGUUCACCUGAAGAUAGGCAUCAAGGGAAACGAAACAGUAAAGAGCUGGCUAUUCAAAUAUUGAUGUCCAGUUGUCAAAUGAUGUUCACUAUUUACAAUUACAACGACGUCGCCAGACUGUCUUCGUUCAUAGAGGAUGCAUUUUAUGCAGCUACAGACGAAAAACAGCGAAUAGAUAAACUGACAUUUGAAAAAAAAUGUAUACAAGUUUUCAUUACAAUCAAAGCGGCAAACAGUCUGUCUGAGGCGCCUGCAGUCUGUCUAGCUGAACAGUUCAAGCACUAUAUAUUGGAUGUUGGAUUACAAGUAUCAGAAGAAUCAAAUGACAUUUUAGAAGUAGACGAAGCAAGCAUCAAAAUAACACCGGAGCACAUGCCUGAAGAUGGACUUCCACUCGUGAACAUUAGUCACCAACAGGGGGCUGUCCAACACAGCGAGUCAGUCAUCUUGCAAACAUAUAUCAUCGCAUCACCACCAGCUUUGUCAAUCGAGUGGUUUAAGAUAAAAGCUGAUGAUCACGAGAUUUCUAUUAAAAUAGACUGCAAAAAAUACUAUGGAUGCUCUGACCUGUCACCUUCUCUAAUCAUCCGAAAUGUCAAUGUUGAUGAUCAAGGAUGGUAUAUUUGCCGGGCUACAAAUAACAAUGGAACUGGAUGUAGCAAUAAAACGUUCGUCAGGAUAAGCAGUGAAUCAACACGAGCAGAAGACAAACCUGGAAAACUGGAAACAGAUAUAAGCAACAUCCCAGACUAUACAAUGACAGCACGUUCAGUAAAUAUGCCGAGAACAUAUGUAGACAAUGAAUCCAACCAAAGUCUGGGAAGGGUCGGAAUGCCAGUCGGGAGCACGCCUGUUUCAUCCGGGUCUUCCGCUAGUGGUGGCGGAGCAAGUUUCGGAGGAUCCAGUUCCGGGAGAUCAAGCUAUGGAGGAUCAUCAACAAAUACCUACGUAGACAAUGUGUACAACCGUAGCGUUGGAAGAGUGGGAAUGGAACAUGGAACAGCGGUGAUGUCAAAAUCCUCCUCCUCUUCAAUAUCGCAAAGCUCUUAUCCUAGAACAUACGUGGAUAAUGCCCAAAACAGGAGAGAAGGUUGGGUGGGAAUGGAGCAUAGAACGGCGUUGAUUUCAAGACCCUACUCCUCUUCAACAUCGAAAAGUUAUUCCUCUAAAACAUGCGUGGAUGAUGCCCAAAACAGGAGAGAAGGUUGGGUGGGAAUGGAGCAUGGAACGGCGGUGAUUUCAAGACCGUCCUCCUCUUCAACAUCGCAAAGCUCUUCUCCUAGAACAUACGUGGAUAAUGCCCAAAACAGGAGAGAAGUUAGGGUGGGAAAGGAGCAUGGAACAGCGGUGAUUUCAAAGAGUUCUUCACAGUCAUCUGGUGCAAGAGUAUAUGUUGAUAACCCCUUUAACCGGCGCUUAGGACGUGUUGGUUUGCCGCUCGGAUCUAUGUCUGUGUCACGUUCAUCAGGAAGGUCCGGUUCUAAGACGGGACCACCAGUCAACCGGAAGGAAAGCAGCAUGACACGUUGCGUUCGAGACUUGACAGAGAGAUAUUAUGAGCGACCAGAAGAAGAUAUGGACCUAGGACAUCUACAAGAAGAUUAUCGGUAUGUCGAGGAAGUUAGUGAACAGGCAGCGGACCUCAUCAACCGUAUGGAACAGGUCCGGUUAUGCCAACAGGAAUCGCAAAAGAGCAAAGAACCUUUGACGUCAUUUGAUCUUCUGAAAGGUUAUCGUGGUGAAAGAAUCGAAUUUGAUUAGCUGGAUAUGAGAAAAACGGUUGGCCAUGGAGGAUUCGGAGACGUCUAUUGCGCUAAAUGGAAGGGUACUGUAGUGGCUGUUAAGAAACUGCGGGUCCAGAGAAUAUCGAAGACACGAUUACAAGAGUUUACUUCGGAAGUGCAAGUCUUCUGUGCACUCGACCAUCCUAAAAUUGUCAAGUUCAUUGGCGCCUGUUGUGUGACCCCGAACAUCGCUAUCGUCAUGGAGUUCAUGGAAAGCUGUCUGUUUCAAAUACUUCACAUGUCUGCAGAUUCGGAUGCCACCCUUACAGAAGACAGCAAGCUGAGCAUCGUUAUUCAGAUAUCCCGUGGACUAGCAUACUUGCACGAGAAAAACAUCGCUCAUUGUGACAUCAAGUCCCGGAACGUCUUGAUGGAUUCCAGGGAGGGUGGUUACGUGGCGAAGAUUACUGACUUCGGGCUUAGCAUGAUGAGAAAUAGUUCCGAUGCGCAUGAUCAGGUGCGAAACAUCGGAACCGCUCGUUAUUCUGCCCCUGAAGUACUUCGUGGCGAGCUGUUAGACCGCAAGGCUAUGAUGAGAGCCGAUGUUUACUCUCUUGGUCUUGUGGUGUUCGAGAUCAUCUCCGAAGAUGAACCAUUUGAUUCCCUAAAUGCCAAACAAAUAGAACGUUGUGUAGGAAAUGGAGAGGAAAGACCUGUGUUUGGAUCUGACAUAGAUAAAAAUUUAGAGGAAAACGUCAAAAUAUGUUGGAGCCGGAAUCCGUUCCUCCGACCUUCUGCACCAAGUUUUCGUGAUUCUGUUGAAAAGUGGGAGUCUCUCUUCAUGUGACACUAAGACCAGCAUUGACAUUUUCUCUUGAAAGAUGACAUUUACUUACUUUGAAAAGAAUAAUGUGCGAGACGAACGCCGUCAGCAGUAUGGUUGUGGCUUUUUUUGUUGAAGCAUAUUCUGUUGUCAAUUGUUAUGCUAUGCUAUAUACACGAGGGUCGUUAAAUAACUAUUGUCACGAGUGUCAGGAUUUACAUGAAUGAAGUAUAUUGUUUGAUUUUCUAUUACAAUACUGUGAAGUAAUCCCCCUUAGCAGAAACGCACUUUCGCAAUCGCGCUAUCCAUGACGUAAAAACUGCGCGGUAAUCUCCCCUUGAUGUACUGGCGAGACGCUGGAAGAUUGCACUACAUAGAGCACUUAUAGAGGCAAUCGUUUCCAUGAAAGCAUUUAUUUUAAGUUAAAGAAUCAGAAAAAGUCACAGGGACAUAGAGCUGGUACACAGGGUGAAAAAUCAUUUGUGUUACUCUCUCUUUCUUCAAAAUGCCUGUACAAUAUUGUUUUUUUAGAUGAAAUAUUGUCGUGAACUAGUUUGACGCCAUUCAACUAUUACGCUUGUUAGGCUUCAGUACUUUGUCUCUAUACUUGCACGGUAUCGGAACCACAGGCCCACUAGAAUUGAAAAACAAACGGAAUAUAAAACGUACUUGGCGCUUGUGUAAAAUCAUUGCUUGUUAUUAAUGUGCCUUUGAGGUUCAAAGUAAAAGACCAAGGUCGUUUCCCUUGUAAUAAUCUCAGAUAGCUUUCUUGAGUCGCUAUAUCCGUAAUUUGACAAUAUUUUUUUCAGUGAAACUUAGUAUUGGAAACUGUAUAUAUGUUUUGAUAACAGCGCAUUUUAAACGUUUGGCCUUUUAUUCAGAUGUCAGCAAAUCAGGAAUCACUUGCAGCAAUGUUCUUCUUUGAUGCUGCAACAACUGACCUGAAUGGCCGUGUGUUCUUUUAAAUGUCAUCUUUACCAUUCUUGAUUUUUUUUUCAUCCACCUAAAGACAGUUCUCAAAUUUCGGGUAGAGGUACAUUUUUUUUGCAUGUAUCUGUUUUGGCGGUAUCUUUAAAGCAUCAUGUGUUUUGAUAUUGAAGUGUAUGUCGGAUUAAGUCGCAACCUUCAUUUAAGCAUUGAAACGUAGCCACUAGUGACCAGUUUAUACCCUUAAACAAUGAAUAACUUGAUCAGUUCUUGUCUGAUGAUGUGGAAAUAUCUCACUGUUCUUCAAAGGCUUGUGCAGUCUGCCAAUGCGCUAAACUCUUUUAAUUGCCAUAAUAUUGGAUCCGUCUGUUUAAAAUUCGGUCAAAUAUUUCUUUUUCUGAAAGAUUUUUCAAGCUCGUAAAUAUUCUGAGUUGUGUAAGAGAGCGUGUAUCCCACGAGUUGGUGAAAACAAAUUAUCAUUCACCGCAAAAGUAUUCAGGUGUAAUAGCAGUGUGGUUUGCUAUUCUUUGCGUUGUUUAAAUGAAGGGGAAAAAACUCCUUCUAUUUCUUGCAUUGUAUCAGAACCCGAUCCAUUGGUUACCCUCAGUGUCAAGGCCUCAAUUACAUCUGCAUUAUAUUAUAAUUGCGUAUUUUAACAGUAACUUUAUGGUCCAUUGUGGGUAUUGUGUCCAAGCUAAUUUCACUCGCUCCAAUAAAUUUAUUUAAUGAUAUAUAUUUGCACGUACUGACGUUUUAACAUAUUCCUUUUUACGGUAUAAGAUAAAGCUCAUUGAAAAGGGAACUAUAUUUUAUCCCCCCUAAUGCGAUUAUAAGACGUAUAUGAGUUAGUAUCAACUUUAUCUCUAUAAGAGAGGAUAUUUGAGGUAUUUUAACAGUAACUUUAUGGUCCAUUGUUGCUAUUAUGUCCAAGCUAAUUUCACUCGCUCCAAUAAUAUAUAUUUGCACGUACUGACGUUUUAACAUGUUCCUUCUACGGUAUAAGAUCAAUGUCGUUGAAAAGGGUACUAAAUUUUAUCCUCCCUUAUGCGAUUAUAAGAUGUAUAUAAGUUAGUAUCAACUUUUUCUCUCUAAUUGAGGAUAUUUGAGGUAUUUUAACAGUAACUUUAUGGUCCAUUGUUGCUAUUAUGUCCAAGCUAAUUUCACUCGCUCCAAUAAUAUAUAUUUGCACGUACUGACGUUUUAACAUGUUCCUUCUACGGUAUAAGAUCAAGGUCGUUGAAAAGGGUACUAAAUUUUAUCCCCCCUAAUGCGAUUAUAAGAUGUAUAUGAGUUAGUAUCAACUUUAUCUCUCUAAGUGAGGAUAUUUGAGGUAUUUUAACAGUAACUUUAUGGUCCAUUGUUGGUAUUAUGUCCAAGCUAAUUUCACUCGCUCCAAUGAUAUAUAUUUGCACGUACUGACGUUUUAACAUAUUCCUUCUACGGUAUAAGAUCAAUGUCGUUCAAAAGGGUACUAGAUUUUAUCCUCCCUUAUGCGAUUAUAAGACGUAUAUGAGUUAGUAUCAACUUUAUCUCUCUAAGAGAGCAUAUUUGAGGUAUUUUAUCAGUAACUUUAUGGUCCAUUUUUGGUAUUGUGUCCAAGCUAAUUUCAUUCGCUCCAAUAAUAUAUAUUUGCACGUACUGACGUUUUAACAUGUUCCUUCUACGGUAAAAGAUCAAGGUCGUUGAAAAGGGUACUAAAUUGUAUCCUCCCUAAUGCGAUUAUAAGAUGUAUAUGAGUUAUAUUAACUUUAUCUCUCUUAGUGAGGACAUUUGAGGUAUUUUAACAGUCACUUUAUGGUCCAUUGUUGGUAUUGUGUCCAAGCUAAUUUCACUCGCUCCAAUAAUAUAUAUUUGCACGUACUGACGUUUUAACAUAUUCCUUCUACAGUAUAGGAUUAAGGUCGUUGUAAAGGGUACUAUAUUUUACCCUCCCAAACCGAUUAUAAGACGUAUAUGAGUUAGUAUCAACUUUAUCUCUCUAAUUGAGGAUAUAAUUGAAUUGGACAUCAGCAAGCACGUAUCUUUGCACGCAUAAUCCUCUCUCAGUAGCACGUACAAUAGUAUAAAUGUGUAGCUCCGUAGUAUUGUCAGUGUUUGUUUGAGUCAUCUUUGAGUAAUGACGUACUAGUGUGUUAGGCUGAAAACGGUAAUAUUAAGGUUUUCACUGGAUAAUCUCUCGGAAUAUUAUAAUGCAGUGCUACUCAAGUAAUAUAUGCACGUGUCACGUGACGUUUUAGUACGGUGAUAUCAAAGUUGUUGGGUGUCUCGCGCCUUCAGACAUGUAAAGUAACGCGCGGGCGGUCACCCAUCCAGCUACUGACCACGCUGCUGAAAUAGUGAGCGUGUCCCCGGGUUGUACCGCAUCACUGGAAAAGCUAACUUGCCAGUAAGGCAGUACUUUCCCCACUAGCAUUCCUUGGCUGUAGUCUGUCUAUUUGUAUAUGCUAAUGUGGUAAGUUUUUGUAUGUAAGGCCACAAAAUAUAAAGGGUCAUGUCAAAAUUAUGACUAUCUUGCUCAUGGGUGUAUUCGCUGAGUGUUUAACACCUAUGCCUCUACGCAGGCGGCAAGGGUUCGAUCCCCAAAGUCAUCGUACGCAUUGAAACUCCAACAACCGAACUGGAAUAUAAAACCGUUCCAGGUGGGUGUUGUGUUAUCUGUACUGUAGCUAAAAGAUGCCGUUGGAAGCAAGGUCCCUCUACAAACAGAACCCAUUACAUCUCCAGCACACACGCAGGCAUACACACAUAUUGAGAUAUCAGCCAGGUGGCAUGGAACUAGUAGUUAGCGCCUUAUAAGGCAGAUCCAGCAAAUUUUUCAAAAUUGUAUUGAUUUAUGUAUUUUUUAAUGUAUUUGUUCAUUCUUUUGAUUGUAUUAAUUUCAUAUCUAUGUAAUGUGAAGUGCUUUAGCGUGGCUUAUUCUAGCUAGAUAGGAUGGAUGCUGUAU